Molecule: messenger RNA, 6568 nt
Organism: Cervus elaphus (red deer)
Lineage: Eukaryota; Metazoa; Chordata; Mammalia; Artiodactyla; Cervidae
Gene: C7H6orf132
Product: chromosome 7 C6orf132 homolog
Exons: 6
Coding region: 457-4023 (1188 amino acids)
Source: RefSeq, a predicted model, not a curated record
ACCGCCUAGGAAGCGGGGACCCUGCCUGCCCCCUCCCUUCCUCGGGGGAAGGGGGCGGAGGAGGAGGGCCGGGAGGCCACCGCGGGGAGAGGGUGGGUCGUCUCCGCGCUGGGCGUGGGCUGGGCGAGGUUCCCCGGCCCACCGGGACCCGCCGACAAUGGCCAGUUGUGGAAGGAGGCGGCAGGAAUGCAGCCGGGGGAGUCGGGCGGCGGGGCGGGGGCUGCGGCCGGGGGGCGGGGCCGGGGCGCAGCGGCAGCGUCUUACCUGUCCAGGUAGUUCGCAUUUCUCGGCGAGCGGCGGCGCCCCCAGCACCUGUCGCCCGGUGCGCGGGCGGGGAGGACGGCGCGGGGCAUGGCCUGGUAGAGGCCCCCGGGGAGACGGCCCGGAGUCCAGUCCCGAGCAGGGCAGGCGAGGGAGGGACGGUCCUCCCCCGGCGCCCGCGCGGCCGGCGGCAGCAUGAAAAAGAACCCGACGGUGCAGGGCACUUUCAGCAAACUCUUCGGCAAGAAGCAUGCCAACCCGCCCGCCACCUCCCUCUACGCCACCAACCCCCCCUGGAUCUUCACCCAGGAGGCUCCGGAGGAGGGGACCCGGGGCUUCGAUGGGAUCUAUUAUGGAGACAACCGGUUUGACACCGUGAGUGAGUCGGGAACCGCCACGCUGAAAGCUCGGCCAAGGGUCCGGCCCCUGCUCACUUUUCUUCCGCUGGAUGCCCAGGAGAACCAUGGACUGGCUGUACCCACCCCCUGUGUGCCAGACAACUUUGCAGACAAACAAGUGACAGGCACCAGCACGCUCGUCAAUGGCAACCUCCGACUAUACAGCUCUGUGGGGGACCUAAGGCCUGGACAGUAUGGCCAGGACUUACUCAUCCCCCCACCUCCCCCGGGCCCGGCGCCGGCGCCGCCCCUGGGCACCCUGCAGCCUCCAGAGGAGCUCUCACCGCCACCUCCACCCUCCACAGCUCCCCCGCCUCCCCCCCUGCUGGAAUCACUGCACCCACCCCCACCCAGCACAGCCCCAGCUCUGCCCCCAGGAAUGGGGGCCCUUUCCCCCGCCCCCACCGUUUCCUCCCCAUCCACACCCACGCCUCCUGACUUCAUUCCGCCCGCCCCACCCCAGGCCGUUCAAGCCCCACCUCCACCCCUCGUGCCAACCCCGACACCCCCAGCCCCAGGGUCUCCCCAUGCCGUGGGGACCCGCCUCUUCCCCGCUGGGGGUGUCACCAAGUGGAAAUCGGAAGUAACGCUGAAUGGCAGGCAGCCUGACGCCCCCAGAAGCAGCCCCCCCAGGAGCCCUGCUGAGCCCAAGGGGGGCCUCCUGGGUCCGGAGUCCCACCUCACCUUCCCCCGGUCAUUCAAGGUGCCUCCCCCAACGCCAGUCAGGACUUCGUCCAUCUCCAUUCCAGAGGUACAAGGGGCUCCUCCUGAGGACGAAGAGCCCACCAAGAAGGGCCCCAGUCGACCCUCACUGCCUCCCAGCUUCCAGAUCCGCUCCGCGUGCCAGGCCUACCCAGACAGGGCUUCUGAGCUAGUGCACCCCGAGGAGCCCGGCGCUGUGGCACCGGCUGGCCCGAGGCCGGGCCAGCCUCAGGUCCAGAGCAGUGAACAAGCCGAGACGCCACCUCCAGCCCCUCCCCUGCCCCCUCCUGCACCCCCGCUCCCUCCGCCAGCACCCCCGCUGCCCCCAGCCGCCCCUCCUCUGCCAUCUGCCGAGAAGGCAGCCCCUCCACCUGCUGGGUUGAUGAAAAGACCCAAGGCUAGCUCUCCUGCUCCCAAACCCAAACCUGACCCCCCGAGCCCGGAGGAGACAGCCUCUUCGGAGCCCAUGGACUGGCGGGAUCCCAGCCAGAUGGCAAAGCUGCGGGACGAGCUGUCAGCCUAUCUUUGCGGCUCCAGGAGAGAGGACCGGCUCGCCAGUCACAGACCAGGUCCAGCGGCAGCCUCUCAGGGAAGGGAGGACCACAAGUGUCCCAGCCUGCCAGCGAAAGAGGCGCCCCCGAGUCUGUUACAGAAGGAGGCGCCCCCAAGCCUGCCAGAGAAGGAGGCCCCUUCAAGCAUUCCUGAGGAGAGUCCCUGCAGCCGGCCAAAGAAGGAUGCUACCAGCCUGACCCUCCCUCCUGUGGAUUACCUCCCCCAAGACGCACCAACUCCUAGUGUCUGGGAGAUCCGGAAGAAGCUGGAGGCCCAGCUUUCCUCAUCAGCUGAGAAGGAGGCCAGGCCCAGCAGAGGCUCUCUGCCUCCCAAACCUCAGCCAGAAGGGGGAAGAAUCUUUGGAAACAGAGUUGAUAACGGCAAAUUCUCCAAGCCUGUGGCCAAGAAUCUCCCACCUCUAUCCACCACCCCUCUGCCAAACACACCACUCCAGUCCAAGGUCACACCCGGACCAGCCACCCCAUCCAAGGCCACGCCUGGGCCAGCCACCCCACCCAAGGCCACGCCCGGACCAGCCACACCACCCAAGGCCACGCCCGGACCAGCCACACCACCCAAGGCCACGCCCGGACCAGCCACACCACCCAAGGCCACGCCCGGGCCAGCCACACCACCCAAGGCCACACCUGGACCAACCACACCACCCAAGGCCACACCUCUACCCAUCACAUCUUCCCAACUGAUAGCAGAAAAGAACCUGGUCGCAGCUGGGCAGUGGGAGAAGCCAGAACAUGAAGAACUUGCAGUGCCCUCCAAGCCAGAGGUAGAGGGGCACUCCUCAGAGGCCAGUAAGCCUCCUACACAGGGAGCCCGCUCAUCUCCAGCCUUCCCCUCAAAGAUAUCACCUGGGCGAGAAGAGGCGCCGUGUUUCUACAAGCCUCAUCGCAGCCAGAACAGCCCCAGCAGAGAGGUGGCUGUGGUGACGCCCACCCUGUCCAGAGGAGAGGCUGCAGGGUCAGGCAAGCCUGUGGAGGGGAAGGAGCCCCAGGAGCUGCCGCCCAAGCCCCCAGCCUCACCCCAGGCUGCUGACGAGCUCCUCAGGCACCCGGUGACGGGGGAGGUGGUGGAGCGGGGCUCCCCGAUGGCCCUGCUCCUUGCAGCCAAGCAGAGGGCCCAGAAGGGGAGGCCCAGGGGGGCUGCCCUGGGCCAGUCCUCCCUGCCAGGGAGUGUCCGAGGCCCCAGCCAGCCCGAAGCAGGCUCUGAUACCAUCUUGUACAACGAGGGCCAGCCCAACUCCUUCACUGUGGUCCCUAAGGUGUCCAAGGAGACUGGGAAUGUCCCCCAGCUAACCUCGCCAGGACAGCCCAAAGGACUCCGUCAGUGGGAACCCCAGCCCCGCAGGGACCCAGAGGGCACGGAGUCGGGCCGCGGGCCCAGCUGGACAAAGGUGGAGCCCCGGGCCUCGGCGGCCUGGGAGAGACCAGAGCCCUCCAGCCUCCUCCAGGGCCGCCUCCUGCCCAAGUCUUUCUCUUCCCCUCCUUCUCCUUCCCACAAACCGGAGGAAGACAAGGAGGAGGAGUUAAACUUUGAGGUCAUCCCACCACCGCCAGAAUUCAGCAAUGACCCCGAGCCCCCGACCGCCCCCUUUCAGUAUCUGGGGCGCCGGAGUUCCCCUCCCCGGAACAAUUUCUCAGACUUGGGGCAGCUCGCCAACGCGGGCCCACCUCGCAGCUUCUCUCACUUCUCCGCCGAUCCAGGUCCGGCCCGGGGCCUGGAGCGCUUCUCGGGCGGGGGCGGGGGUCGCUCGCUCAUCAAGAAGCGCCUUUACGUCGGGGAGCCCCACCGCUACCCCGGGCCGCCCCGCGGCGCCACCGGCCGCAGCCUGAGCUCCCCCAACUGCUUCGGGCCGCAGCCCGGGGGCCCCUUUGCAGCGCCCAGCGGCCCCGAGAUGCGGCGCGUCAACUCGGCGGGCCGCGGGCCCCCCGGCGGCCUGCACUCGCGGAAGAUGUCCCUGGAGGGCGCCCCUCGCGGAGAGACCAAGUACAAAGCUCUCGGCGGCGGCGGCGGCGGCGGCGACUACGGCUGCGCCCCGGCUACCGCUACCGGCAGAGUCCCCGUGUGGGGUGGGGGAGAGCUGAGUGGUCCUUGAGUGCUGAGAUUUCCCAUCACCGAGAUGCAUCCAGAGCCAGGUCUCCCCACAACAACACGCACUACGGAAUCUCCAUCAACACAUUCACUGUGAGGCCUGGGACCCGCCAUCCCAUCUCCUAUGCCUACUCAGGGGCCCAUUGGAAGGCCCCGUCCUGAGCUCAGGGUUUUCUCAGCUGUCCUCCAAGGGGUCGGAUCCGGGCGCUUGUUUUGGUGGGGUUGGGAGGGAUGCAACUGGUGUUAGGUAGCCUCACUCAGACACAGAAGAGUCUUUGUUUCCCAAAGACAGACAGACGGACAACGAGUGAAACAGUGGCCCCAGGAAGAUCAGGAUUGGACUUCUGUUUCCCAAAGCCUUGGUGUGGCUGUGGGCUGUCUGCAGAGGAGGGUGGGAGGGAGGAGGAGGGAGAAGAGAAGGAACUUUUAAGGACCCGGAGCCUGAGUUUUCACUGUCUGGGACUAUUUGCCUUAGCAGGGCUUACUGAAAGCAGUUUUCCAAGCAGCCCUGCUGAGCAGGUUCUAAAAGCAAGGGCAGGGGCAUUGGCUCUGAAUGGGAACCCAAUGGGAACCCAUCAGAAUGGCUGUGGUUGUUGGUCAGGUUCUCAUGAGGGGCUGGGGACCAGCCCUAUCUGGGUGGGGGUGCAGGGUGCUACAGGUUGAUCUCAGCUUCCACCUGCCCACCAGUUGCCAAUCCAGAGGUGAUACCUAGAGUUGCUGGUAUGAAAGCCACAUUGAGGUGGGACCAGGAAUAUGCAGGCACAAGUGGGGGAGGUACCAGAACAAAGUGCUUUGCACUGACCAUGAGUGGGGAUGGGGGAAUUGGAGGUUCAUUUCUCCCUGGCCUUGAGCUACAGAAGGGCCUAGAGAGGGAAGACUUGGCAAGUUUGGGAUGGAAGACACAGGGUGGAGGCUUGCUUUUCUACUCAGACCCAGGUAGCCAUGAUUUAGGGGGUUGGGGCCAAGGAGCUAGAGAGCCUGGGGCUUGACACCAAAGGCCUUGAGUGAUGGUCAGGUCCUGUAUGGGAUUUGGAGGGGCAUCAUCCCAACCACCCCUCCCAGCCCCAGUACUACAGGUCCCCAAUAUUAUCGAGGCCUUGGGAUGUGUAACCAAGAUGCCAGAAGGCCUUGGAGAGUAGAAAGUGACAGAGAUGGGAAUAGAGGUCUAAGAAGAGUUUGCUGCGAGUAGGGACCGUGAUUUGGAAAGUCAAGAGUGCAGGACCAGGCCCGUUCAGAGCAGAGAAACCUGAUCAGUAGGGUGACCAUUUGUUCUUCGGUGGGAAGUCUGGGUUUAGGCCUGCUUUCCAGUUAAUUAGAACCCCUUCCACUUUCAAAAAACAGCCCUGGUGUAGAUGAUGUCUGGCCAUCAGACAUAUCAGAGAACAGUAUUCCUUGGUCCAUCUUGUCUUCAGGUCUUGGUGGAUUGAACUCCUGGGGCCAGGCCAAGGCAGGCUACCUGGGUGAGGGAAUAGGGCAGGGGGUGCCCGCCUCAGAGGAGCAGGCUGGCGGGGGCACCCAGGAAGCAUUUCCCUUUGGGGGCACGAUGUUGGACCUCUGUGAUGUGUGCUAACCACUGACAGUAUACCAGGGUGGGGGGUAGCAGAGGACCACUUCAGGGAAAGAGUGCUGGGGUGGGCAGGUGCUCUGAUGGGGCAGGAUCUGGUUACGGUGUCUAAAAAGCCAGCCGCAUCCCAGUGCCAGCACUGGCUCUAUAUAUAUGUAUGUAUUUCCCCCUGUACAAUGUUUUUUACAAGAUUUCACUAAUUUAUCUGCUGUGUUAAGGCUUGAGGGGUGGGCUGUGGACUCCUAGCUGUAUCUUGCUCUGGGGUUGGCAGGGAAGGACUGAUUCUCUCUUGGCUUGGAAAUACACAGGCCAGUCUGGAUGGCCUCCAGUCCUGUGGCUGCGGAUUGAUGACUGGGACGUACUGGGCUGUGAUGAGAGGUUGGGGAAGUGAACUGAGCCGGGAAAGGCCGAGCACAGGGUGGUGGCUGAACUGGAGCCAUCAUGCUGGGCCUAACUCUCUCUUCUGACCCUUAGGUUUUCUCAUUCUCCAAGUCCUUUCAAGGGGAGGGAGUAGAGCUGAAGUCUGGUGAUAACAGACUGUGCCCCAAAGCAAAUCUCUGAGUCUCUGAACCUCAGUUUCUUCCGUACAAUGGAUAUGAUAACCUACCUCAUGAGGCUGUUGUGACGACUAGAGACAGUCAUUUAACAGGGAUCUGAGUGGCCACGAGAUAGCAGGCACUGUGCUUAGCACCGAUACACAGCCAUCAACAUUCACACGCCUCCUACCCAUGGCAAGACUAGUCUCGUGGAGGAGAGAGAAUGGAAGGAACGCAUAGAAACAGCCUCUAUUAUAAAGAAUGGUAGGGAGGGGAAAAAACAGGGACUAUGAGAAUAACUGGAGGGUGGGGGAGAGGAGUGGAUUGACUUUGACUGCCUGGUCAGGGGGAGGCCUCUUGAAAGGGUGCCGUUUAUGUGAUCCAAGUCAAGCAUCCAACAUAUAUCUGGUACUCAGUAAUUGCUCAAUAAACUGCAUCUUGUGUGUGGC